UUGGUUUAGUUGGCCAUGGCUCAAGCCAGAAAAAGAAGACAAUAAAAUCGCCAACACAGACGCUGGAGAUGAGCCCAUCGUGCGUUCCGUUCAUCCCUUCGUGAACCGUCCCAUGCAGCCCCCACGUUUGCCCUACCCCGCCAUCCCGGCCAUGCGCCACCCCGCCAGUCAGCCUGGACAUCCCAUCGGACCUCGAGCUCCGGUACCGAACCACCCGGCCAAGCGUCCUCUCCAACCCAAGGGACCGAAAAUCAGCAUACCGGCCGAACAUCUCAUCCUACCUCCGGCACCUAAAGCCCCGGGCAAACCGGCUGAACGUCUCAUCCUGUCUCCAGUACCGCACCUGCCGGCCGGGCCUCCUAGCCCCGGCAAGGCACCUAGCCCCGCCACCAAAGACAAGAAGAAAGCGCCCUAUCGCUAUCUCUACUGCCCAGAGAAGUGUACCGAGAUCGAAGGGAACAUCUACGAAUGAGCGACAUAAUAUUUGCCUAAAGAAUACAUGACCUAGCAAUCACAAUCUUUGCACCAUGCAAUAACCUUCUUAUGAUCAUAAACUGGAUUAGUAGAAUGUAACCCUAGAUCAGCAUUUAUAGCAAAGCCAACAAAAACUGAAAGAAUGUAAAGGUCAUCACUUUUUUUAAAUGGUUGAAUCUGUAAUAUCAUACAUGUAGAUGGCAAAGCAUAACACAUAUGCAGUGAUGGUUGUACACUUUGUGUUUUACACACAAUGAUGGCAAGAUUUGUUGACGAAAGGGCACUAAUGUGUCCUUGUAGCUAUCAGCGUUAAUAGAAGAUUCAAUACCUUAAUAACCCUAUUCUGAUAUUUCUGUGCCACAUGCUAAAGGCUACUCAUCAAAUGAUAAAUGGAUUGU
This is a messenger RNA of Branchiostoma floridae (Florida lancelet), 872 nucleotides long. Its product is annotated as vegetative cell wall protein gp1-like. Bases 113 to 472 code for a protein of 119 amino acids. The record is from RefSeq and is a predicted model, not a curated record. The transcript is spliced from 2 exons. Lineage: Eukaryota; Metazoa; Chordata; Leptocardii; Amphioxiformes; Branchiostomatidae.